UGAUUGUGUACACACCCAUCAUAAGUGUGAUUUUAACGCAAUACUAGACGUAAAAAUAGGAUUUUCUUGGCGCCAGGGACAGGACCAAAGCUUAAUGCUUCAUGGUUCUUCCCGGCGCUUCUCUUUCCCCUCCCAUCUCCACCAGCCCCAUCUUUCCUUCGCACGAUUUUUCUGCUGUUGGAUCACUCCUCGUCUCCACCAUCAAAUCAAUGCCACAUCACCCCAAUUCUCCAUCACUACUCGCAAUGAAGUUCUCGACUUCUUCGCUGACCUUCUUCAACAAUGCGCCACCCUUCAACACUCUAAACAGAUUCAUGCCCAAAUCAUCCUCACAUAUGCGCACCGGUCUGCGUUCUUGGCUGCCCGUCUCCAGUCAAUCUAUGCCCGUUUUGGGUUUCUUGCUGAGGCCAGAAGAGUAUUUGAAACCACCCCAUUCGAGUGUGCCUCAAACCUGCUUCUGUGGAACUCAAUCCUAAGAGCUAAUGUGUCCCAUGGAGACUAUCAAGAAUGUCUUAGGCUUUAUGUUAGGAUGCGGAAACUUGGGCUCGAGGCUGAUGGGUUUACUUUCCCUCUGGUAAUUAGGGCCUGUGCUUUGAUGGGCUGUUAUAAUUUGUGCAAGAUUGUUCAUGGUCAUGUCAUACUGAUGGGUUUUCAAUCUCAUCUUCAUGCCGUGAAUGAAUUGAUGGGCAUGUAUGGGAAGCUCGGGCGAAUGGACUUUGCACGCCAACUAUUUGAUAAAAUGGCUUGUAGAAGCUAUAUUUCCUGGAAUACUAUGUUUUCUGGAUUUGCGCUUAACUAUGAUUAUGAUAGUGCUAUUAAAAUGUUUCAACGAAUGGAGUCAGAAGGGUUGGAGCCGAACCUUGUGACAUGGACUUCUUUGUUGUCGAGUCAUGCCCGUUGUGGUCGCCAGGAAGAAACUAUGGAGUUGUAUGGAAUGAUGAGGAUGAGAGGAAUUGGGGCCACAGCUGAAGCUCUUGCCGUUGUACUAUCUGUUUGUGCUGAUUCAGAUUUCUUUGAAAAGGGUAAGGUGAUUCAUGGAUAUGUUAUAAAGGCAGGUUUUGAAGAUUAUUCAUUUGUAAAGAACUCGCUUGUAUGUGUUUAUGGGAAACAUGGGCAUGUAACAGAUGCAAAAAAUCUGUUUUUGGAAAUGGAAACCAAGAGUUUAGUCAGUUGUAAUGCUUUGAUAGCAUCCUACGCAGAGUCUGGAUUCUGUGAUGAGGCUUUUGCAAUAUUUUCACAACUGGAUAAUUGGGAUACAUAUCCCAAAGUGAGACCGAAUGUGAUAAGUUGGAGUGCUGUUAUAGGUGGCUUUGCUUCCAAGGGGCGAGGAGAGGAGUCCCUACAACUCUUCCGGAAAAUGCAGAUUGCUAAAGUAGCGGCCAAUUGUGUAACCAUUUCAACUGUUCUAUCUGUUUGUGCAGAGUUGUCGGCAUGCAAUCUUGGUAGGGAAAUUCAUGCUCAUGUAGUCAGAGCUUUGAUGGAUGGUAACAGUUUGGUUGGUAAUGGAUUGAUUAACAUGUACACAAAAUGUGGAAGUUUCAAGGCAGGAUGUUUGGUGUUUGAAAAUUUUGAGGAUAAGGAUUUAAUUUCAUGGAAUUCAAUGAUUGCAGGGUAUGGGAUGCAUGGAUUUGGUGAAAAAUCUUUAGGAACUUUCAAUCAAAUGAUUGAAGCUGGAGUGAAACCAGAUGGCGUCACUUUUGUUGCUGUUCUUUCUGCUUGUAGUCAUGCAGGGCUUGUUGCUGAAGGUCGUAAAGUUUUUAAUCAGAUGAUUAGAGAUUUUAGGAUUGAACCACAGUUGGAGCACUAUGCUUGCAUGGUUGAUCUUCUUGGUCGAGCCGGAUUUCUGCAAGAAGCCAGUGAAAUGGUGAAAAGCAUGCCAAUGGAGCCCAAUGCCUGUGUAUGGGGAGCUCUUCUCAACUCUUGUAGAAUGUAUAAAAAUACAGAAGUUGCUGAAAGAACUGCCUCUCAUAUAUUCAGUCUCAACUCAGAGAUGACUGGGAGCUACAUGCUGCUGUCUAACAUUUAUGCUGCAUGUGGGAGGUGGGAAGAUUCUGCUAGGGUAAGAAUCUCGGCAAAGACAAAGGGUUUAAAGAAAAUUCCUGGGCAGAGUUGGAUUGAGGUCAAGAAGAAGGUUUAUAUUUUCUCCUCUGGGAAAACAAUGCAUGUGGAUUUGGAGGAAGUUUAUGGGAUCCUUGAGGAAUUGGCACUUCAAAUGGAGAUAGAAGGCUAUACACCCAACAUAAGCUUUGCUUGCCAAGAUGAUGAUGAGACUGAUAUGAUUUGGGAACAAUGACCUGUUAACCAUUGCUUUUGAACUUGUUAAUAUGUCCCCGAAUAUGCUGCUGCAGGGUCACGAAAAAUCUUCCUGUCUGCAGGGUUUGCCAUAACUGGACUGAGUUCUCCAUAACUGGACUCAAUUCUUCUAAAUGGUGAUGGGAAGCAAAGUUAUUAGAGAAAUGCAUCAUGUCUAUUUUGUGGAUAGGUGGUGUUUUUGCAAAUAUUGUUUUCUCUAAUGUUAAUUUUGGGCAUUCUCAAAGCAAUACUGAUUGGAUAAGAGAACUAGUUAAUGGCAGUUGAUCCAUCAGACUAAAGUUCAAAGAAAUCAACUAUAUUUUCCCCCUGGAGAUGGACCCUUGAUGAUGCAUUAUAUUUUUACUUCAGGCACUUUGAUAUUUUGAGCUCGUCUUAGUUUCAGAUCUCUGUAUUGCGUUUAGUCUUUCACUGUCCUUUUGCAAUACACAAUCAUGUUCUGCAGUUUCAGCAUUUUCGAUGAGGACCAAGUUCAUUGUGCAUUCUUGGUGGAUCUGGUCUAGUUGCUUGGACUCUUAGGGGCUGCCUGGUCUUGAAGGAGACUUUUGCGCUGGCAGUGUUAUAUGGGCAAAGGUUUACCAUCUACUUGUACCAGAUUAAAGUGAUAUAUGUACUUAUUAUUCUCAGCAAAGAAAUGGGAGAAAAAGAAAGGGAAAUGCUUAGAAGUGCUCCGUUUAUCAUUCCAAAAGCCCAAUAGAGGAGGAUAAUUUGGGAAACACAACUGUUAUAUUCCGGGAACAGCAACAUCAAGGGUUGUUACGCUGCCAUGUGUGAGUUCUACCCUCAUUGCACAUGUCAAUGGUUUGACCAUCCUCGUAUUUAUGGCUGAAACGAAAAAAGAAUGAGAACCCAUGGCCUAAAAUCUCAAUACCCUAGAUUUUUGAAGUUUUUCAGAUGCCCCCUUCCAAACUGAAAAAAAUAAGCAAAAAGAAACCCUUCCAACCAGGGGACAGAGAAAAUGAGCUAUGUAAACUUGAGUUGAUGUGGCACUGAACAUCCACAAGUAUGCCAUUUGCCAUGUGAAAACAACAGUAGCUUGAGAUGGUGCACUAGUUUAAACUGCAAUAUAAGUUGUUACAUAGUCAAUUAGCCCAAAUCCCAUAGUUGUAUACCCUAAGCUUGCAAUUAUUCUUUUUUUUUUUUUUUUUCUAUCCUACUCUGUAUUUGGUCAUUCAUGCAAUCGUACCACUGUUACUCUC
Malania oleifera is the source of this 3509-nucleotide messenger RNA. Its product is annotated as putative pentatricopeptide repeat-containing protein At1g17630. Lineage: Eukaryota; Viridiplantae; Streptophyta; Magnoliopsida; Santalales; Ximeniaceae. Bases 95 to 2293 code for a protein of 732 amino acids. The transcript has a single exon. Gene Ontology annotation, molecular function: RNA binding; protein binding. The record is from RefSeq and is a predicted model, not a curated record. Gene Ontology annotation, biological process: RNA modification.